Molecule: messenger RNA, 1554 nt
Organism: Suillus fuscotomentosus
Lineage: Eukaryota; Fungi; Basidiomycota; Agaricomycetes; Boletales; Suillaceae
Exons: 3
Coding region: 1-1554 (517 amino acids)
Source: RefSeq, a predicted model, not a curated record
AUGAGUGGACAGGCUGCUUUGAAGGUGCUUCCCUAUUUAAAAGAGCAGGCUGAAGCUUUUCUGAAAUCUCAACCUAUUCUUUGGAUCCCUUCUCAUAUUUGGUUUGGCCUCAUGGAUGCUAGACUUGAAGGCUUGAGAUAUGCUCAAAAAUCUCUAAAAACACACAAACCCCUCAACUAUGGCAUUCAAACCAGCAUCUUGUGUCAUCUCCUGAGGUCUCUGACUUCCACUCCUAUUGUGAUGGAUGCCCAUCUGAGGCAGGCCCUCCAAAGUCUAGAUGUUGAAAGAAUUUGUGACCAUAAUGGCAUGCUCUUUCUUUAUAAUAUAGAAGACAAGAUCAUCAAAGAAGACAGUGCUCAGAUUCAUAAAAUCAUGGGUGCCAAUGUCAAAAGCCAUCCCAAAUCCUUUGCUUUACAAAAUCCUACAACAAUCUCUGAUGAGUGGCCUAUUAGUCUACAACCUAGCUGGAAGAAUGUGGUGCAGAUGAUUGAAGAACAUCCUCAACUUCUAAUAAGGCCUUGGAUUUAUAAUCCAAUUUGGUAUUCAGGAGAUAUGGAUAUUGGCAUGCUAUUCAUUCAGUUCACCAGGGAGUUUUGGUUGCAGCUAGGUGGAGUACAGACCACCAAUGAAUUUAUGGAUGUUAUCACUAUCAAUCCCAGGAUCUGUGAUAAUCUCCAGGAAGCCAUGACCUGCUGGUCCUUGGACAGGGUAAAUCAAUUGAUUAUUUCCAUCAAAUUUCAGGCCUGCAGUGCUGGACUAGAGGGAGACAAACCUGGCCGUCCUCAUCUGUCAUUUGUCCAGAGAAGGACUAUAUUUUUCCCAGAUAAAAACUCCACCCCACCCCAGUCAUCAAAGUGGAAGAUUUAUUGGACAGAGGGAUAUAUUGCACACUAUCAUAAGAUGUGCUCUGAACUGCCAGAAACCCAGUUGCAGCAUCUUCAUGACAGACUGGAUAUAUUAUUUGCCAAUCUUCAAUGUCUUCCAGAUGCCAACAAACCCACUGCAAAAAGUCCUGGCUCUACUUGGACUCUGGCAUCUGGUGAGGACAGCAUCAAGAUAGUGACCAACCCAGGUUUCUACAGAAUACAAAAAAUUGGAGGAAGAAAGAGGACUGUCAAAAGGCCAGCUGUGAUCAGAAGACCUCAAGAUUUCCGUCUUACCAUCAUGACCUUGCAAGAGCGGAAUCCCAGGAGAGAUAAACUAAAACAAAGAAAGAUCCAAGUAGACCGCCAUUCUACAAAGUCCAAAAGAACUAGAAAGCCACCAACUAGACACACCAAGAAUACUGAUUCUAAUCAGAACUGGUCUUCAUCACAUCACACAACAGCUUCUGUGACAAGUGUCAAGAAUAAAUCCAACAAAAAACUCAAAGUAGAGCUGGAAUAUCAUUCAGACACCAAUGCCUCUGAAAUAAAUUCACUGCUUGGCCAGAAGGAUAUUGAUGCUGCAGAUGAUAAUCAAUCUGAAAUGGAUUCAUUAUUUAACUAUGAUGGAAGUGGAGAGGAAGCUGAUAAAAAGGCAGAUGACUCUGAUGUUAGCAUCUAUUCAACAUAA